Molecule: messenger RNA, 1353 nt
Organism: Microdochium trichocladiopsis
Lineage: Eukaryota; Fungi; Ascomycota; Sordariomycetes; Xylariales; Microdochiaceae
Product: eukaryotic porin/Tom40
Exons: 5
Coding region: 148-999 (283 amino acids)
Biological process (GO): monoatomic anion transmembrane transport
Cellular component (GO): mitochondrial outer membrane
Molecular function (GO): voltage-gated monoatomic anion channel activity
Source: RefSeq, a predicted model, not a curated record
ACGGCUCCCACCUUGUGCCCGCCGGCUCCCAAUACACGACACCAUCGCAUCACCUCCUCGACCGUGUGCCUCUUCCCUCCAUAAACAUCCCACUCUACACACACAACCCUCACCCCGCAGCUCUCCAUCCUCACACAACCGCCCAACAUGUCUGUCCCUGCCUUCGCCGACAUCUCCAAGUCCGCCAACGACUUGCUCAACAAGGACUUCUACCACCUCUCGGCUGGUACCAUUGAGGUCAAGAGCAACACCCCCAACAAUGUCGCCUUCAAGGUGACUGGCAAGAGCAGCCACGAGAAGGCCACCAGCGGUGCCAUUGAGGGCAAAUACGUUGACAAGUCUCUCGGCCUCACCCUGACCCAGGUUUGGAACACUGCCAACAACCUCGACACCAAGAUCGAGCUCGCCGACAGCGUCGCCAAGGGCCUCAAGGCCGAGGGUGUCUUCUCCUUCCUCCCCGCCACCCAGAAGAAGGGUGCCAAGCUCAACCUCACCUUCAAGCAGUCCGCCUUCCACGGCCGCGCUUUCUUCGACCUCCUCAAGGGCCCCACCGCCAACAUUGACGCUGUCGUUGGCCACGAGGGUUUCCUCGCCGGUGCUCAGGCUGGCUACGACGUCCAGAAGGCCGCUGUCACCAGCUACAGCGCUGCCGUCGGCUUCGUCGCUCCCCAGUACUCUGCUGCCAUCACUGCCUCCAGCAACCUGAGCGUCUUCGCCGCCAGCUACUACCACAAGGUCAACAGCCAGACCGAGGCUGGUGCCAAGGCCACCUGGGACUCCAAGGCCAGCAACGCCGUCGGCCUCGAGGUCGCCAGCAAGUACCGCCUCGACCCCGUCUCCUUCGCCAAGGCCAAGAUCAACGACCGUGGUGUCGCUGCCGUCUCCUACAACGUCCUCCUCCGCCCCGGCGUCACUCUCGGCCUCGGUGCCUCUUUCGAUACCCAGAAGCUUGACCAGGCCACCCACAAGGUCGGCGCCAGCUUCACCUUCGAGUCGUAAAUAUACUCUGCAGAGUAAUGGCCUGAAGGGUGUGACGCGAGUCAUUCUGAAGAAAGACCGCGGCUGCCUUUUCCCGGACGAGUUCUACAACCGUGGCAGCUAGAGACAUGGUAGACAGGUCUCUUUGCGCUUGGUAGAGUCGUCUCUUGAGUGUAGAAAAAUAGAAAGUCCAGAUGUUUCGGCAGUGAAAGUUUUGUAUACUUGACUCGCUUCGUGACGAGGGAGUGGUGAUUAGAUGCGUACGGUGCAUUGUGUUCUUCAAAAGGUCAGUGGAGAUUGUUGCAACAUGUAAUCAUCUGUAUGAGAUUAUGGUCUCUGAAAGACGGCAAGCGACGGCGAUGCAUGCUAGCCCUG